Messenger RNA from Exophiala aquamarina CBS 119918, 441 nucleotides. RefSeq lists its product as uncharacterized. Lineage: Eukaryota; Fungi; Ascomycota; Eurotiomycetes; Chaetothyriales; Herpotrichiellaceae. The record is from RefSeq and is a predicted model, not a curated record. The coding region runs from base 1 to 441 and encodes 146 amino acids. The transcript has a single exon.
AUGGGCCACGAUCUAGGCGCAUCACCUCUUCAUGGUCUCACGUCGGAGAGAUUCGAGGUCGAAGGCGCAGAUGCUACAGUAGAGUUGAUGCGACAGCACCCCCAGGUUUCCGAGACAGAUGCGCAUGAUGUGUGGGUCGCCAUCGCUUUGCAUACCUCACCUCACAUCGCUGAGAGGAUCACUCCAUUGGCAAGACUAGUCAGACUCGGGGUCUUGAUUGACUUUCGUCCCGCCACCCGCCAGUCACACGAUGCUGUCGACUACGGCACAGAGAUAGAAGCCAAGUUGCCACGUUUGAACAUUGAAAAGAUCCUCGGAGACGCUGUGGUCCAGCAAGCCCUGCAGAACCCAUCAAAGGCACCGCCAAACUCAUGGCCCAGCAGUCUCUACAAGUCACAUCUUGAGGAUCCCAAUUGGGCGGGUGUCAACCGUGGCUUUUAG